This is a messenger RNA of Quercus robur (English oak), 528 nucleotides long. RefSeq lists its product as uncharacterized. Lineage: Eukaryota; Viridiplantae; Streptophyta; Magnoliopsida; Fagales; Fagaceae. Bases 1 to 528 code for a protein of 175 amino acids. The record is from RefSeq and is a predicted model, not a curated record. The transcript has a single exon.
AUGGAUGCUUUGAGCCACGCCUUACUUAGAGCCACCCGGUCACCGUUCUCGGACAACAUUGAACAGGCCCCAAUGUUGAGUAGGUUUACGUGUCCUCCAUUCAACUCCUACGAUGGAAAAAUGGACCUGGUUGAGCACAUUAGCCAUUAUAUUCAGAUGAUAUCCCUGCACACCCACAAUGAUGCACUGAUGUGUAAGGUAUUCCCUUCGAGCUUAAGGCCUACGGCAUUGAGAUGGUUUAAUGGGUUGCGAAAAGGUUCCAUUCACAACUUUGCCAAGCUGAUCCAGGAGUUUGGUGUCCGAUUUGUAACUUGCAGCCGGGUACCACAACUGAUAGACGCAUUGCUAUCCAUGAAAAUGAGGGUAGGAGAAACCUUUCUCAGUUAUGCUAGCCGAUACUGGGAGCUUCAUAAUGAGAUCGGCAGGGGUAAUGAGAAGAUUGCGGCGAGUACUUUUCAAAUGAAAUUGCCCGAGGAUUCUGAACUGCGGGAGUCAUUAACUAAGAAGCCUCUUGAGGACAUGAGAUAG